Messenger RNA from Odontomachus brunneus, 8841 nucleotides. Its product is annotated as proton channel OtopLc-like. Bases 1282 to 3525 code for a protein of 747 amino acids. Gene Ontology annotation, molecular function: proton channel activity. NCBI's taxonomy places the organism in Eukaryota, Metazoa, Arthropoda, Insecta, Hymenoptera, Formicidae. Gene Ontology annotation, cellular component: membrane. Gene Ontology annotation, biological process: proton transmembrane transport. The record is from RefSeq and is a predicted model, not a curated record. The transcript is spliced from 10 exons.
ACCCUCGCAGGAUGUCGAUGCCUCGCGUGGCGCGCCCUUCGGGAGGUGCCGAAGUGUCCCCGUGCCUCGUUACCGCGCGCCACGAUUGAUCGCAUUGCAUCCGGUUCGAUUUUGGAAAAACGCUCUUUCUCUCUUUCUCUGUACUCGCCUGUCUCUCUUUCAUCCCCCUUGACGUUACAUCGUCGUCGCUCCGCCGUGUAUCUCGCUCUCUCGCACUUUCUCCCGUUUCCCGCUCGAUUCGCUCAACAAGUUUCACGAUACCUUUUUUUCCCGGAGCGUCGCGAGGAAAGUUCUACCGGGCGACGCAAGAAAACAAAAGUCCAAUUGAAGCGCGCGACUUUUCGCGGCUCUUCCUCCCUCAACCCCGACUGAGAGCAGCGGGAAGGAGCUCGCCGGGAACUUCGUUGCGAGGCUCUCGUACGCACCCCCGAGCGACGGGCCGCGCUCAGGUACGCGUGUGCAUGAGGAGGAGCGCGUUGGUGCGUGUGUUUACAACCUGCGGAUAGUGCGGCGGCGGCGGCGGCGGCGGUGGUGGCGGCGGCGUUAGGCACCGAUUACGGGAUAUGGAUUCGCAGUGGACCCGAGCGGAUGCGGAGGGUGGCAGAUGACGGAUCCGCGACCCGAGCGAGCCGGCGAGAGGAGGAGUCGAAUGAAAGUGAAAACGGGGGACUGCGUGGUGCGUACUACUACUACUACUACUGCUGCCACUAUUACUACUGCUACUACUGCUACUACGAUGUGAGAGGGAGGAUGCGUCGCCCCUCAGGAGAACGACGACGACGACGACGAAGGGUGCGGGAAGACGAGCACCGGCUGCCUACGAGUGCCUCGAUUUCUUCCCUGUUUCCCUAAUGCGCGCGGGGAGUCAUUUUGAUGGAGAAAUAUUCGAUGCCACGUAUACGAACCAUAAAACGUUCGAGGAACGGGAGGGUCCGUCUCGUGGAAUGGCGUUAGGGACGAGCUCGAGCGGGAAGAAUGUUCAUUGACGUUAGAACUCCUGCGUCCCGGCGAGGAAGCGCUUCACCGGCACCGCACUGGAUUACUCAUAGAAGGACAAAUGUCUUCUGAAGGCUGUAAACCCGGUGGUGGAUUGUGUGUGCAAGGGCCCACCCUCUUUAGAAUUCCCCGUCCGUAAAGGAGCGAGAAGCUCGCCGAAGACAAAGAUACGGGGGGUUGGCGCGCGAGAGGAGCGGUAAGGAGGACGAGGAGAGGCGCGACGCGGAGGUGCGGUUGAGCCCGGGGGUGGUGAAAAAGCGAGAAGGAGAUAAGGAGAUAAGGAAGAUGGGAGAGAGCUCGCCGGAUCUCAGCCUCCGGCUACGCCAGGGCAGUUCCGACUCCAGAGAUUCCUUCUACAUGGACUUCGCUCAGGGUAUCGAUUCCGAUAUCGAGGAAGUGACGCGACCAGGCGACAAUAAUUCCGAUCCGAUGCUGGAGAAUCACCUGGAAGAGAACGGGAACGAGCUGCCGCCGAUCGAGGACAUCACGACGAUCCCGGAGGAGGCUUCGGAAGAAUUGAGGGAAGAGGAGGAGGCGGCCGCGCUGGAGGCCGCUCUACGAACGCCCGACGGUGGCACGCUUAGCACGGAUAUCGAGAAACCGUCGGGCACGAUCAGCACGCAGGAUUGGCCAGGGCUGCCGGUCGCGCUACCAUCACCAGCCUCGCCAUCCGCGGUAAUCGUCUCACCGGAAACGCUGUCUAGACACAGCAGCAGCUCACCCUCGCGCGUCCACCGGCCACCCCAAUUCGCGUUGGCCCUGCCAUGCUCCUCGCAGCCGAUUCCGGCGGUCUGCUAUCCAGCGCCGACCUUCCUCGAGGUCACCGACGAACGGAAGUGGAAGAACCUUGGAUGCGACGCCCUGGCGACCACUUUGAGCGCGUUGUACGGGAAACUUCUGGUCGUGAUGGGGAUCGCCUUUCCCAUGGCGGAAGUAAUAUCCACGUACAUACCGCCAUCGUUCUACGAGGCUUUCUACCUCUACCUCUACUUCGGCAGCAUGAUCUUCCUCGUGUACAUGUACGCCAUGUUGUUCAGGGAUGGCAAGUCGAAACCAAAAAAGCAGAAGGACGUAUGCGACCUAGACUCAUCGCGAUCGUCGAGCGGCGCCGGCGGCGACAGCGACGCGCCUGAGACCGGAUACCCUCACGUGAAUCCGGUACGUCCGGUCCAGCACUACGGCAGCUUCUACCUACGAAUGGGCGCCGUGGCAUUCGGCAUCGGCUCGAUGAUCUACUCCGGACUGGAAUUUGGCCAGUAUUUCGAGCUGGAACGCAACACCAAGUGUCACAAUAUCAUGUUGGCUCUCACGCCCGCCACGAGAAUGGCCUUCAUCUUCAUCCAAAUGUACUUCAUAUUCCUGAACAACGAGCAAAUGAAGGUUUAUCGCCAUCGUGUUGUCGCGCGUUUCGGACUGAUGCACAUGAUCGGCACGAAUCUGUCAGUCUGGUUGAACGUCCUCGUCCAGGAGACGAAGCACGAGAUCCUCACCUUCUACAAUCCGGAAAAUAAUUCUCUCCGAAUCUCCCAUAGGCUAGGCUCGAAGGGUGGACUUCAUCUCGGCGGCCACACUCACUCCCAUCACGGUGAACACGUGCGACUACCGCGCGGUCUCAAAGGACCCCAUCACAUAUUCGAGUGCCGACGGACAAAUAUAAUGGGAUCAUUGGUGCAAGACGCCAGCCCCUUUCUUUUCCCGUGUACGAUAGAGUACAGCCUGAUUUGCGCGGCCAUUUUAUACGUUAUGUGGAAAAACAUUUCGAAAGCCGGAUUUACGCAGCCCGUAACGCCGCCGGGCUCGCGUCACCAUGCACACGCCUACAGGAAGUCGCCUCACCAUUACAGCGUGGACUGCGCCCGCGCGCACAAAGGUCUCUUCGUGGGUAUCUUGAUACUUGUACUGACCAUCAUCUCACUAAUCCUCUUCUUCGUGCUCAUCUCGCGACCCGAGCUGGUCAGCCUCGCCGUGACCGAGGUGAACGUUUGCGAACUCACGCUCUACGGGAUGUCCACCUUGGCGACGUUGAUCGGCAUGUUCCAGAUGCGCAAGUUGCGCUACGACGGCGGCAGAAAUCUCGAGCUGGACAACAUCCUCCUGGUGGCCGCGCAGACCGGCAUGUUCAUUUACUCCACGUUCACCAUCAUAGGCGGCCACUUCACCCUGCAAAAGCAUACGGUGCUGGUAUUGGUCACCGCGCUGGCCAGCGUCGUGCAGACGACGUGUCAGACCAUCUUCAUCUUGGACGCUUCCAGACGCUCAGUCGCCACCGCCGAGCAGAUACGACGGAAGCCGGGCCGGGAGAUCGUGACGUUCCUCUUGGUGACAAAUCUGGCCAUGUGGGCGAUCAACACGUUGGAGAAGUCCCGCGCGGAAUCGCACCCGGUGCAGCUGCACUUCUACGGCCUGUGGGCGUGGACUAUAAUAACCCAUGUGUCGAUGCCGUUAGCGAUAUUCUACAGAUUCCACAGCACCGUGUGCCUGUGCGAGGUGUGGAAACGGGCCUACAAGGUCAAGCCCACCUAUAUGUGACGCAAGGGGUCCCGCGAGGUCGUAUGGAAGACGGCAGGUGCCCCGCAACGGCUCUGCAGGAGCUUGCAGAGACUCGACGCCAUCGCGGAGAACGAUCCGGCGUAUUUCAUAUGAUCAAAAAAAUCGGGCGCGUCGAGGCCGCCUCGACCGCAGGGCGACCGACUGUCCCGGCCCGGGGGAAUCCGUUCGGUCGACGAACAAUGGUAUUUUCACGUGGACAAAACUGUUCUGGACGUUCAGCCGCGCGAUCCACGCGACGCCACUAGUCUAUACGCGUGUCAUUACUACAAGAAAUUCCGUCAGAUCCCUGGAUACCUCGAAGGACUAACGGCAUAGAGCAAAUACAGUUUCAAAUGACAUCUCUGGAUAUCAUGUGCGCAGUAAACACAGUCAGUUAGAGAAAAGAAAAACGAGCCGAUGAGAGAGCACUGAUGAAAACGAACAUAAACAGUAGGUUAUUUAAUUCGAAGGUUAUUUAUCGGAGGUCGGUGUCUCCAGUUAACCUUGUACAGAUACCAGGCUGGCACAAAUGUCGACAAUUCCGUAUAGUUUACGUAACACCGUUGCGAAAGUUCACUGUCACUUCCUAAACAGGAUUAGUCAUCCGCUGCUUGAAAAAGAAUUAAUUACGCGAUCGUGUUUUGGAUCGAUUGAGAGAGGUAGAAACUGAAGAGGCGGUCGAUUUCCCAAGAGCCUUUCGUUACAAAUCCGCAAUAUUACAUAUGCACGAUUUUCUCUCGAGCUUUAUGCCGGAAAUAGUGCUAUUGUAUAAAUUAUAGAAUCGGCCAAUAGCGCUACAAUUGAAGUAAAUUUUUUUUAUUCAACAGCAAUAUUAUUAUUGAAACUAAUGCUCAAGUUAUUAAAACAAUAUAUGAUUAAUUUCAAUAAUAUUGCUAUUGAGUCGGAAAACAAAAGGAAAUUCCCAUUAGCGUUUGUUGAGUAACUUAAAAAAUAAGGAUAAAGAUUGAUAGAAAUAUAUAAAAAUUUUAUUGAAAAUCUAUAUAACUUUACAUCUGAACUUAUCAUUUCUUUAGGAAAUUUCAAUUUCUUAUAUUUCAGUCUGUAUAAAAAAGUUAUUAAUUUCUUUCGUUUCAUACAUGACUUACUUUUAACAAUUAAAUAUUAUACGAAGCGAUUGAAUAUUUAGCUGAAUAUUUUUCCGUGUAAUUUUAUCAGUUUUUAUCCAAAACACGAUUCAGUUAUACAAAUUUUUCUUACGUAAUUCUAUCAAAUCUCCUAAGCGAGGCAAUUCCAUUAACAGCAUUUCCUUUUCCGUAUACUCGGCCAUCUUUUCACGAUUUCCACGUAACUAAUCCUCUACUCAACCAUCGAUAUAUGUAAAUAGCGGCCUCUAUAUCAAUUAUAUCGCGCUAGAGAAAACGGACCCGCACGAAUUAAAAAGAUUCGUGAACCGCAACCGUGAAACGCGCAACCGCAAGAAUCCCGGGUUUCGUAUCGAUAAACGAUAGAUAUCACGUAUGUGUCGAUAUCUCUCUAUCACUCGCCGUUUUCCCACAGCUUUCGUCCUGAACCGUGACCCUAGAAGAGCAAGAGUGGCAGCGCGAGAUAUAGGGGAGAGUCAAAGUUCAUCCGAAUGUGCUAGAGAGUUGCGAUUGCGGUAGAUAAACUAUCCCACUGUUAUCUUCUAUCAAUCCCGCAAUAUCGUAUAGGAGAAACGGAUCACUUAGCUGUUCGGAGAUGUAGCUAGAAGGUGAUGCAAUCACUCAGCUGUAUUUUUCAACAGAUCUAAGGGUCGAUUUUUAAAAAACGGCUUAAAGAUAGAUUUGGGUUUGAACUCCGCUCGAGUACAUCAAACACGUUGUUACGGGAACAGAGCUUGAACUUAAUCUACGUUGAAACUACUCUAUUGAAAAAUCCCUAAAUAGUUAAACUGACUAAACCUCUCGAUAUAGGAUCCAUUGAUAAACGUUGAUACAAUAUUAUGUAGAUUCUAAAGGCUCGUCUCGUCCGGAUAUAUUUAAACGUUUUCUGAAAAUUUAAUGGACCGAAGUAGAAGGAGGGACGCCAAAAGGUUACAAAGGAACACAACCGACCAAACGCACGACUCGUAGGUGGCGGAACGUCCACUCGUUAGAAGUAGAAAGGAUUAGAUUUCCUUAGAACCAAUCUGAUCGAAGCGUAGUUCUUCGAUUUCACGGGAACAAUGAACCUUCGUUCGAUACAUUUUUCUAUUUCUGAGCGAGAGGCCGAGGGAGAAGAGUUGAAUUUCCUUUCUCCUCGAAAGACUGAAGCGAACGUCGAGAGAAUGGCCGGAACACCAAAUACAAAUCCUGAUCCACUUCGACGCCGAGUCCUCGAAGGGGGAAGAGUCCGUUUACUCGGUUUUCAGUUAGAGUAGUCUUAGAAUUUGCGAACGUUUCAGUAUCGCUAAGGAUUCGCUCAGUUCAACUGGAAAAUUCUUUCCAAUAAUUGAUGCAAUUAGAGGAAAGUAUUUUAUUUCGAAAUGUUUGCAAGUUCUGAGAUUUCUAUCACUGAUAAUUGAAAAGAUAAGCAUUGACCCUCUACUUCCGGGACACGGAAGUAUACAAUUUUGUUGUUUGGUGCUCUCGCAAUCGAAGGCAUUUGAACGUUCUUACGGAUAUCCGUCUUCCACGUAGUACAAAAUGCAGCUUAAUCCUGGAACACUGGAGUGAGUAAAUUCUCAUCGAGCGCGAUACACACAUUGAUAGUUAGUAUAAAGAUACAUAAAAGAAUAGUUUGAAGUUUUAAUAAGGCAAAGAAACCCAGUAAACAAAGAACAUUAGAUCAGCAUCUUGAAAUAUUAAUUUUAUGCGUAUCUCUUGAACAUUUUCGUUUAAUAUUUCAAAAACAUUUUAAAGAUAUUAGUGGAUAAUACGAUCAUUUUGAAUAUUGCAAAAAUGUUUUAGAAAUAUUCAAGUGUCGAAGUUAUUUGUAAUAAUGUUAGCACAACGUUAAAAACUAUAUAUUAGAAAAUGUUACACGUGUUAAAUAUCGUUGUAAUAAUGUUCUAUGAAUGAUUUUUUGUUUACUGGGAAUCCACACAUAUUCCUUUCCUUCUAGAUUAGAUCUUGAAAUAAAUAAAUAAACAUUUUGAUAUAAACAAUCUAACUGAUCAAAUCCACUCAGUGUUCUAGGAUUAAACGACAAUCGUCGCGUCCAUUCAUAUGAGAACAAAAAUUGCGACGGGAGAAAUAGAUUACGAAUACGUUCGAUAUAGUAACAGACAAUAUUUUGGUACAAUGAUAUUGUUCACGAAUUUUUUGUGGUAAACAAAAUUAACCUUCUUAUCGAAUAUUACAGUUGCGAAGCAAUUCCUAGCGCAGGUCCUAAAUCGUUCAGCUGUGACGUCAACAAAUGGUUGCAGUAACCAGACAAGUUCAACAGAAAGAAAAUUGAUCGGAUUAAUCUAAUGUCUGGUAAAAUAUGAACGAAAGAGAAAUUCUGGUAGAAGUUACCAGAACUCUGUUCAAGUUAGUAAGAUUUUUGGUUAACUAGAAAUCUUGUUUGGUUAACCAGAAUCUUGUUUACUCGAACAGAAUUCUGGUAACUUCAAUCGGAAUUCUGGUUCACUCAUAUUCACUAGAUUUGGUUAAUCUAACCAAAUUUUUUCCUCCGUGCAGAAAUAUUCUAACAGCGAAAGAUCUAUUUCUCUCGAUUUCUUGUUCAGUAAAUUCAAAGUCGUUACUUGUUUCGCGAACUUAAUAUUUUCGAACAUCUAGCAUGCUGUCCAUAUAAAGUCGGUCCAUGUAAAGUCGAUAGAGAAAGACCAUGUAGAUAUUAAAUACAUGAACACUUUGAUUACCACGUCACUCGUAUCUAGGAUAACGCGUGUGUUUCCGCAAGAGUGAAUUUCAUAGACGAGUGAGAGUUUUACUCAUUAGAAGAGACUUUUUAAAAUAUUUAUAAGGAUAUCGCGAAUGUAAAAUGAUAAAAACGUUUCUGCUAAUAUACUAGUUGUGUUAGAAACGAAAUUAUUUUCUUUAUUAUAAGCGAUAUUGUAUGUAUUCAAGAUAACAUUUACUUUGCAUGAUAUAUUCUGGGAAAUAAUCCAAUAUAUAAUAUAAUUAUUAUGUAUUAAAUUUGUCUUUGAGGUAGUUGUUUUCGGAUAAAUUUGCAGGAUAAUAUAUUUUGCAAUUUUAGAUUGGAGUAUCAAAAUUAUAUAAGAGAUUAAGAGUUAAAUAUUCACUGGAUAGUAGAACUGGAUGCAAGCAUUUAUUGGUACGGUUUAUUUCGAAUAAUUUUACUCUAUAUACUUUAUAUACGGCCGUGGGAACUGGGAGAGGGCUUGGGCCUGAUGGGCCUUGUCUGAAUCCAGCGUGGCAGUCAAAGUGUUGCGAGGUAAUCGAAAUCAGAGAACGUUAAUUCUUUAAUACCUAAUAAGAAAAGAUGUACGCACAAGAAAAGUAAAUACUUGCCGUCGUAGAAAGCAAUUAAUUAGGGACGGUGAUAUUAGUAUCGCUGUUAAGAUCAUGACCUAUGAGACGCACGGAUAUUUUUAUCGUCAGCGUUAAAUUUGUAUCGUCACAUUAGAAAUUUAUUUCGAGUCAGACUCGGAGAAACGGCUAGAAACCGAUCGACGAACUCAAGUAUCGAGUAUCUGUCCCAAACUCUCUCGUGCAAUCUUCAAGAGGAUAUGUAGGAUGCAGAGCGAUAGGCAACGAGACGGAAGAAGACGUCCGGAAUAGGAACACAGUACAAUGGCCGAUCAUAUCAUUGAGCCUUAAUCCGUCGAGAAGAGCACUGUCUGAACUCUGGUAAGAGAUAAAGGGGAUCAAAAGUCGAUCACGGAGCCGAGCGCGAUCUCGAAACUGAAGAAGCGACCUACUCGAGUUUCUUUCAUGCUCAACUGACAAAUGUGAUGAUGAGAUCACACGAAUGCGAAGCGAAGCGAGCGAUGAACGAGUCAGUGUGUGAUCGUGUACGGGUGUGCGUGCGUGCGUAUGUGUAUGUGUGUGUGUGUAAAAGUGUGUGAGUAUGUGUUUGUACAUGGAGCGAGAAAAAAGACGCAGAGAGAAAGGAGGGAAAGUCGAGAAUUUAACGGAAAUAUAGGCACACUUAUAGAUAAUACGUAUCUCGUGCUAGAAGCUUCGAUAUCGAUUAUCGCCAUUGCGAACUAUAGUUAUCCGGUCGGUGCAGUCGAUUUUUUGUAAGAUAUAUCGUUUCUCCAGGGCGACUGUAAAUAAACGGAGGAGAAUAUACAAUAAAGCAGGUUCUCUCGGUGUUUAGCGCUAGUUGUGUCGACAUGUUUCUUCCUAUAGUAUAUAUAUAUUAUAUAUAUACACACACAUAUAUAUAUACACAAAAUACAAAUAUAUUUAUUAUUAUGUUGUUCUA